AUGUGUUCCACAUAUGUAACAAUAUCUAGCGAUCUUUAUACAAAAAAAAUUACUCCGGCUGAAAUUAUUGCUGAUACCACAAAUAAUUUAGCGUAUCGCAUUAUCUAUCACCAUUCUAUAUCAAAUCGCAAUAACUUUGCUUUUUCACCAACAUCACUUAUUAGUGUUUUAAUUGCAUUAUAUGAGGGCAGUUACGAUCGAAGUUAUUCUGAAUUGCAAAGCUUCCUUGGAUUACCAGAAAUCAAAGACACAUCAAGAAUUGGUCUACGAGACAUUCACAGAAGAUUAAGGACUUAUUUCUUUUCGCAAGAUAACCCUCUUAAUGGAUUAUGUUUAAAUAAAGAAAAUGUUACAAUAACACCUGAAUAUGAAGCAAUCUUAAAGUUUUAUGGCUUUGAUUUAGAUUUUAGAAUUGCAGAAAUACAAACUUUUAUAUCAGAAACAUCUAUAACUUUAAAAAAUGAUUCAGUGUUUGAAGUAAAUCACACUACUGAAAAUGCGAUGCAAAAUGUUUCCUCUGUCACAAUAAAUCCUAUUACUGAAACUAACUUUUCAAAUAACCAAACCGAUAUAAUUACAACGGUGAAAACAUUAAUGAAUAAUACUGAAGUGGAAAUUAUUACAACAACAGAAAAAACUUCAGUUACAACCAAUUUUGCUGAAGAAAUUACAACAUCAACAGAAAUUGCAACUGAAAUUCCAGAGCUAGCAGCAUACGUUCGCCCCAAAGUAAAUUUUAAUUCAGUAAAAAAUAAAAAAAUAUCUGAUUAUUGGUUUGUUAAUGAUGAUGAAGCAAUUUUAACACAUGUCGUAAAAACGCAAGAUAUUUCAUCUUUGCCAAUUCCAUUGCAUUAUACACCGUUCGUAAAAUUCGCAAACAUUGGAAAUUUUGGCGUUGAGUUAGAUUCACGUUAUCUAUUUCCAAAAGAAACUUCUCAUAAAAACACAAUUAAUCAUAUUUUCUAUCUUAAUAACCAUGAAACAAUUCAAACAAAUUACAAAACUUACAAUAGUGUUUUAAAUUACAAAUAUUUAGCUUCACAGAAAACUACAAUAUUAGAAUUGGAGCUAAAUUCUAUAAAUUAUAAUUUAAUUAUAUUUUUACCCGAUUUUAAUAUAGACAUAGAUACAGCAAUAAAAUCGUUAAAAAAUAUUCCAAGUUUAAGAUUUUUAAAAAAGUUAAUGAAACCAAAAUGGGUUCAUGCAAUAAUUCCAGAUUUCCGGUUGAAAGGAAAAAUAUACUUAACAAAUGAUUUACAAAAUAUGGGGGUGAAAGAUAUUUUUGAACCAUCAAGAGCCGAUUUCUCAUUAAUGACAACUGAUAAGGAAAUUUAUGUAAAACAUAUUGAACAAACUAUCGAUAUUAAUAUCAAAACGCAACCUAUUGAUCAAGUUAAAGGUAACAUUGCUCAAGAAUAUCAACCCAUUGAAGUGGCUGUCAAUCAUCCAUUCUUAUUUUUCAUUGUUGAUAAGGAAGUAGAUGUUGCAAUUAUAGCUGGUCGUGCAGUUAAUCCUCUAAAUCUUAGGAUUCAAUAA
Condylostylus longicornis is the source of this 1536-nucleotide messenger RNA. Its product is annotated as glia-derived nexin. The coding region runs from base 1 to 1536 and encodes 511 amino acids. Lineage: Eukaryota; Metazoa; Arthropoda; Insecta; Diptera; Dolichopodidae. The transcript is spliced from 6 exons. The record is from RefSeq and is a predicted model, not a curated record. Gene Ontology annotation, molecular function: serine-type endopeptidase inhibitor activity.